UCCCAGCGUCGUCUACAGCGGGCUUGCAUCGGAGCGAGCGAGAGAGAGGUGGUGGGAGGCAAGAAGACGAGCUGGAGUGAGACUCCUCAAGGACACAUAAAGAUGGUGAGAGCUCCAUGCUGCGAGAAGAUGGGUCUGAAGAAGGGCCCCUGGACUCCGGAAGAAGACCGGAUUCUGGUCUCCUACAUCCAGAGAUACGGCCAUGGCAACUGGCGCGCUCUCCCCAGGCAAGCUGGUCUAUUGAGGUGUGGGAAGAGUUGCAGGCUCCGAUGGACGAACUACCUCCGACCAGACAUUAAGCGAGGGAACUUCACCAAGGAAGAAGAAGAGAUUAUCAUCAACCUGCAUGAAAUGCUUGGAAAUAGAUGGUCUGCGAUCGCAGCGCAGCUGCAUGGACGAACAGACAAUGAGAUCAAGAAUGUGUGGCACACCCACUUGAAGAAGCGAGUGAGUCCGAACCAGUUGGUCCAAAAUUCCAACAGGAAGCGAAAGGCCGGCCAAGGUGAUGCCAUGGCUGGGAUGGAAUUCGGACCCGCCAAGUUGCAAGCGAUUGCCAUGGUGCCCGACGGGAAGCCAGGAAAGCCGAGCCCUGUGCCCGUGUCCCCAUCCCCAUCGCAGUCUUGCAGCGACAUCUCCUCCUCAGCCACCACCAAUUCAUCCGCCAUCAUAGGAGAAAUCGGCAUCAAAGAAGAGUGCACGGAUUCUUCGGCUGAACUCCCGGAAAUGGACGACAGUUUCUGGUCGGAGGCAUUAUCAAUUGAGAACUGUGACGCGCCCAUGGAUUACAACAUGAUAGCCGGUCCUCCUCCUAAUUCUCUUAGUGAUGCCUUCUCCACGUUCAGUCCGUCCAAUUACAAUGAUGAUGACAUGAAUUUUUGGUUGAAGCUCUUAAUGGAAGCAGGAGAUUUUCAGGAAUUGCCUGAGAUCUGGCAAGCAUGAGAGGGAGACAGGAGGGCCUUUGCAGCCCAUAUUAUAAUGAUUUUCUGUUAUAUAUAUAUAUAUAUAUAUAUAUAUAUAUAUAUAUAUAUAUAUAUAUAUAUAAAAGAGAAACGAAAUUAACAUUUUCUUUUGUACUUUUUGCAUGAUGGGAGAUUUGGGGCUAGAAGAAAUUUGCAAACACUCUCUAGUCAUAUACCCAAGCAGGAGAAGUGAUAGGUAGACUACAAGAUUGUAAAAGUAGCCUCUGGAGAUUAGAUGGGGUAGAGACUAACAAUGUAAAAGAAGCUUUUCCUUUGAGAGAGAGACAUUUGUAUGAUCUUACAGAAUCUUAUUCUGAUUGUAUGAGAUUUCAUCACAUAGAUGUGUAUGCAUACGCUGUUUGCUAAUGCAUUAUGGGCAUCCGUUUUUUUCACAA
Molecule: messenger RNA, 1354 nt
Organism: Phoenix dactylifera (date palm)
Lineage: Eukaryota; Viridiplantae; Streptophyta; Magnoliopsida; Arecales; Arecaceae
Product: transcription factor MYB30
Source: RefSeq, a predicted model, not a curated record